CACCAGCCUGCAAAGUUAAAGCCUCUAUAAGACCAGCUAUCCAAAAAUAUUGAUGAACUCCUCCUGCUUGGGUCAUUUUAAAGUCUUCCAAGGCAGCCACCCAUCCCCUAGAGUGGCCGGGACGGAUUCCUCUGUAGAGCUCUCUCCUGGAUUUUUAUCCCUUGUUGUUGGCAAAAAGGUCUUCCUACUCUCUGAGCCCUGCUAUUGUGCAACCAAUUCAAGGAUCGCCAGGGCCUAACUGCACCGGAUUGGUUGUAGUACAACUGGUGAGCCCAGCCCACAGGAACGAAGCUAGCCAUCUCCUCCGGCAGAGGCUGCCAGCAAAGUUCAACCCUCUAGAGAGAGGCCACCCCAACACCAAAGGAAGACAAAGUUCCGAAGUUAAAAUGAAGCGCCAUCCCCUUCAAUAAGGUCCCACAAGAUCGCUCUCUAGUCUCCUCCCCCUGGAGAACAGCCCAGUCAGGGAACAACACACAACCUUUGAGCUCCCUUUUCCCGUGACAAACUCAACGUGGUUCACCUCCACCCCAGUGUUCUUCCUUGUAAACAGUUCCUGGUCAUACUUCGAAAAGCAAUGCUCGGAAAACUCUCCCUGCGCUGCCCUUCCCCAGAAUCAAGCAAUCCCACCGAUCCGGGUGCCCUUCUUGCCAAUGCCCUCCUCAUCUAUCCCCAAAAGCGUCACCGCCAAAAACCUAUCGUCAGGGCUGCCAGCGUUCUACUACCCCCACGUCUUUUCCCUUGGCUAUGUCUUGAGUAUUAUUUUAUCAUUCUCUCCCCUAGCCUGGGCCUGGGGACUCCCCCCCUCGUGGGGCCUCGUCCAGCAAGUAAACAAUGCUGUCAAAGCAGGAUAACGCCGGAUGAGGCGUCCAAACUCUGCAUUCCAGCCUCCUCCUGCCGUUCUAAAAGCAGCAAAACAAGUCAUCGCAGAGUCCCAAGAGCGAAAUACUCUGCCUGUUCUUUCUAAAAAGGCCCGGGAGAGAGCUCCAAAAUCAAGCAUUAAUGUGCACAAAUGCACGACAGGCAAGAGGCAGAGGCAAUGCAGAACGAAAGCCAGGCCAAGUGUAGACGAAUCUGCCCAGGAGGAGGCAGAGGGGGAGAAAACUGGGUCGAACGCCGAAAGCUGCCACGAAGCGGGAACAAGGGCUCCCCUCCCCGCCCCGCCCCAGCGACGGGAGAGCCCCGUUCCCAGAGUGGGCGCGCGCUGAAUCGAGUUGCAGCCAAGAGAGAAUGCGAAGUUAAGGUUCCCGAAAGCAGUCUCACGGGGGCUUUGGCGGAGCUGGGGUGGGGGGGCUUUGGCGGAGCUGCGCGGGCGGAGGCUGCCACGCUUGGACACGCCCUGAGUUAAAGGCCCGCGGCGGAGAAAACGGGCUGCAGGUUCCGGGCCGCGGCGGGGCGGCCGGCGCUCACCUCCCGGCGUGGUGGAGAAGAGCGUCCCCCCGGGCGUGGUGCAAUAGUCAUGAGAAGACAGCUGGAGCCUCACAUCUGUUUCUGCACUCGAUCUGUUGUGAUGUGUUAUUUUGGUUCAAGUAUGUGAAGGAAACCCAGAUUCACACAGGCAGCCUGGAGUACAGAAAGAAGCUCUCGGAUUAACAGCUCUGUGACCCCAGGCAAGGAGCAAGCUGCCAUGAGUCCUACUGCCACAAGAAAAUGAGUUCUGCCAAAGCCUGAAUGAGCUCAGAAGUGGAUCCUUCCCCAGUCAAGCCUCCAUGUGAGAAUGCAGCCCUGCAUCACACCUGAUUGCAGCUUUGCAGAGGAUCCAGCCAGGCCAUGCCAGGACUCCUGACCCACAGAAACUGCACGGGCCCCCUUGUGAGCAGCAGACCGGCCUGGUGGCUGGCAGCAGGACCCCCUCGCCUGCAUGCUGAAGAAGAUGGGUGAGGCCGUGGCCAGAGUUGCAAGAAAGGUCAACGAGACUGUGGAGAGCGGCUCUGAUACCCUGGACCUGGCUGAGUGCAAGCUGGUUUCCUUCCCCAUUGGCAUCUACAAGGUCCUGCGGAAUGUCACCGACCAGAUCCACCUCAUCACGCUGGCCAACAACGAGCUCAAGUCCCUCACCAGCAAGUUUAUGACCACGUUCUGUCAGCUCCGAGAGCUCCACCUGGAAGGGAACUUCUUGCACCGCCUCCCCAAUGAGGUCAGCACCCUGCAGCACCUCAAGGCCAUCGACCUCUCCCGGAACCAGUUCCGUGACUUCCCCGAGCAGCUCACCACCCUGCCAGCACUAGAGACCAUCAACCUGGAGGAGAACGACAUUGUGGAUGUACCUGUGGAGAAGCUGGCUGCCAUGCCUGCCUUGCGCAGCAUCAACCUCCGCUGCAACCCCCUGAGUGCUGAGGUGCGCGUCAUUGCUCCGCCACUCAUCAAGUUUGACAUGCUCAUGUCUCCUGAGGGCGCCCGGGCCCCCCCGCCUUAGGCCUCGCUCCUCACGCCCACCAGCAGGGGGACAGAGGCCACCUGGGCUGGCACCCUGAGGGGAGGGAGUCCCACAGGCCCCUGGGAGGCCAAGCCUGGGGGGCUGGGGGGUGGGUGGGCCAAAGAGUAUGCGGUGGGAGGGGGCGCAGCUGGUCCAGGAUAGAUAGCUUAGAGCAGUAGUGGGCCCUGGAAGGCCCAGGAGGCGGAGGUGAGGUGGGGCUGGGGCCUGGAUGCUGGGCACUCACAGCUUCUGUGCACAUUGGGGCGCAUCCCCACCCUCUCCGAGCCUUGUUAUUUGGGAAGGGGGACGUCUGCCUCCUCUGAGCUCCUUGGAGGCUCUUUGGGCAACACAUGCCUUCAAGUUACCCUCACAUCAUCAGGCACCUUCCGAGCCCACAGAUGGCCAUCACCGAGCGCUUUCUGGGCCACUGUGGGUUUGAGGCCUUGGGUCUGGUGUUACGAGCCAGCCGCUUCCCUGAGAGGAAUAGGAGACAGCCUCCAGCUGUUUAUUGCUUCUUGAGGGCUGACCUGCAUGAGGCCCUCUAAGCGGCCCCAUCCUCAGCCCUGUGGGUCUCUGGAUUGGCGGGAGCCUGAACCAGGAGUCAUGGGAAAGCUGUGGAGAGAGUAUGGCCCUGUGCUCUAGCCAGGGCUGAGAACGUUUAUUAGGAGCCCAAGGCCCAUCAGGCCAGGAAACCAGAGGAGCAAAUCAGGUCGGCUCAGUCUUUCCUCAUGAUGAAGACAUCAGCGGGGUAGGAAGUGCCCAGUGCGCCUCGGGACAGACCAGGUGUGCCUGGAGUGUGGUGAAGGAGCCGGAAGCACGAAGGAGAGGUGUGUCUGGCAUCAGCCCUUGCACCGCAGGAGAGGUGGCCCAAGAGAAGCAAAGCCAGCUGCGUCCGUGGCUCUGGUACAAGGUAAUUGCCUACCUCCACAGUCUGUGGCUGCCUCGUCACUGGUCCACCUGGGGGCAGAAGGCACUUUGGACCAUUGGAUUUGUGGCUGCCCAGCUCCCACGCCUCCACCCAAAAGCCCUGAUGGCCUAGUCAUUUCUGGGCCCUCCACCUGGAGUCUAGGAUGUGGCCAAGCCAUAGGGCUGGGGCUGAGGGCUUGCCCGGGACAUGGGACUGCAGUGCUCUCACUGGGACAGUACCUGGCAAACAGGGACAACUGGUUUCCUACCAGGAAAGGGCCUGGGGCUCUUGCUUUCUGAUGGUAUCUGUGGUGCGGAGAACUCCUGACUCCUGACCUCCUGACGCCCUAGGUACCCACCUCCCACCUUCUCAUCUGUGGAGCAAGCCGACUCAGAGCCCAGAGCGCACCUGGCCUGGCCCUUUGUCUUGGCCUGUGGACGAUACCUGAGACCCCAGGACGUGGGGCAGGCCAGGCCAGGCCAUCCAAUCCUACACCCACGCACCGGUAGCCUCUCUUCCACUCCCAGGGCUAAGCUUCUCUCAGCCCAGACCCUCAUUCUCAGAAUGCUGUGUUCCUUCUCCCCUCCCCAGCCCUGGGGCCUGCUCCUGCCCAGGCCCCCUAUCUCCUGGCAAGGACUGACGGGUGGGACCAUUGUUGACCCAUCACUGAGUGCUCAGUGUCUCAAGAGAUGCUGUGUUUAGUCGCUCAUGUCAUAAGGCCUGGUUCAAGCUCUGGGAAAGGGGUUUGCAGGGCAAGGAGGUCCAGGUGGAUCUUCAGGGCGGCAGGGCUCAGCUGUGGACAAGUGGGAACUGUGGCCCGGUCCAGGCUGGCCUGGCCCUACCCACUCUGUGUCCCAGAGUCAAAGAAGAAGUGUACUUUUCUGAUAGGCACAAAGGCACUGUGUGGCCAAAGCCUUGCAAUUCAGAGUGUGGUCUGUGGACCAGCAGCACUGGCAUCCCUGGGAACUUAUUAGAAAUGCAGAAUCCCAGGCCCCACCCGAGGCCUCCAGAAUCAGAACCCGCAUUUCAACAAGAUACCUAGGCGAUUCCUAUAAGCACUUUACCGUUUGAGAAGCCAGGGUCUAGUGGUGACCCUAGGGUUGUCCUUGGAGUGGCGGGUGGAGGUUCUCAGCCCUCCUCCUGCUUCUCCAGGUUUCUGAGCCUGUGCUCACCCCCCUCCCUAAGCCAGCCCUGGGACACCCCGGGGCUCUUAGAUCUUUUCAGAGUCUGCGUGACUCUUGCAGCGAAGGGAAUGACCUGAAGUCACCAGAUGAGAGUUUGCCUGGCCCUCUGGAUACUGCCUUUCUGGUUACCCUCUGCAUACCCCUCUGCACACCCAGCUCCUGCUCCCCCACGUCCUCACGUCAGGCCCUUUGAAGGGGUUGUUGCUUCUGGAAGUUGUUUUCUCCUCUGCUCGGAGAGUUUGCCUUUGCCUGUGUGGGAAAGCCUGAGCUGUGAGAGAAGCCCCCACAUCCAAGCCCACAGUGUAAAUGAGCCCUUAGCUUCAGUCUGCAAUAAAGAAUGCAUUGGUUUCAUCCGCCUGCUUGGUGCUGGGUUCAU
Molecule: messenger RNA, 4880 nt
Organism: Zalophus californianus (California sea lion)
Lineage: Eukaryota; Metazoa; Chordata; Mammalia; Carnivora; Otariidae
Gene: LRRC20
Product: leucine rich repeat containing 20
Exons: 8
Coding region: 1859-2413 (184 amino acids)
Molecular function (GO): protein binding
Source: RefSeq, a predicted model, not a curated record